AUGUAUUCUCGCAGGGUUUUACAGCUACCAUUCUGGGCGAAUGCAUCACGACUGCAUGUCACCUCCAGAUUCCCUCUUGCGUCAAGGGUCUCGACCCGAAACAUCACCAAUACUGCCGCAUCCCAGAACACCUCGGCUCAAGCGUCGCGCUGGACGCGCCGACUAAUCUACGCUACAAUCUUCGGAACUCUUGGGGUCAGUGUGGGAAAAUGGAUGGAUAAGAAGGUUGCUGCGCCACCAAUUCCGGGAACACCAGAGGACAAGCUGCAGUUACAGGACAUUCAGCACGUCUUCGACACUGGGCUCCCGAUAGUGCAAAGGCUGCGGGCGGAUCCCGAUUUCGUGGAAAUGGGCGUCUACGAGAACUAUUCGGAAGAGAGCAAGACCCAUCGACUGACUUCGGGUGCUCUGGGUGGGAGCAGGGGCUUUGGAUUACAGAGAGCGUUUUGGAAUGAAAAGGAGCACCAGCUCGUUAGCGUGGUGUUUAUGGGAUCUGGCAUCGAAGGAUGGCCAACCGUUGUGCACGGCGGCGCUCUUGGCACUAUAAUCGACGAGAAUCUCGGUCGCGCAGCUAUUCGCCAUUUCCCUGCACGGACGGGGAUGACUGCGAACCUCAAUAUCGACUAUCGCGCCCUGGUGUACUCGGACAACUUCUACUCCAUCCACUCGACCUUGAGCCCAGAGCAGAGCACGGACAGCAAGGCGUACGUCAGGUGCGAGAUUCGCGAUAUGACGGGGCGUGUUUGUGUCGAGGCAAAUGGUCUCUUUGUUGUCCCGAAGAAGCUAAAGCUUGUGAAGCUGGGCGACCGAUUCUGA
Penicillium daleae is the source of this 816-nucleotide messenger RNA. Its product is annotated as PaaI family thioesterase. The record is from RefSeq and is a predicted model, not a curated record. Lineage: Eukaryota; Fungi; Ascomycota; Eurotiomycetes; Eurotiales; Aspergillaceae. Bases 1 to 816 code for a protein of 271 amino acids. The transcript has 2 exons.